This is a messenger RNA of Caenorhabditis bovis, 321 nucleotides long. The record is from the annotation of a GenBank genome assembly. NCBI's taxonomy places the organism in Eukaryota, Metazoa, Nematoda, Chromadorea, Rhabditida, Rhabditidae.
AUGCCGCUUGAGCGAGCUGCCAGCGAUGUGCACAUCAUUGAUAAUUAUCCGGAAAAUGAUACCGAUCGCAUUAUUAUGACCAUUCUGCUCGUCGUGUUUCCGCCUCUUGGUGUAAUGUUCAAAUCGCACGGCUUCUCCAAACACGUCUUCUUCAACGUGCUCUUCUACAUUCUCUUCGUAAUUCCCGCCUAUUUUCACGCGGUUUGGUUCUGUUUCGUGAGACAACGCAAAAAUGCCAUCUUCACAUCGGCAUUGCAAGAAAAUCUCAAACUGGCCACCAUUUCAGCUGCCAUUAAUCACAAGGAUAUCGAGGUUUAUUGA